Molecule: messenger RNA, 4706 nt
Organism: Macrobrachium nipponense
Lineage: Eukaryota; Metazoa; Arthropoda; Malacostraca; Decapoda; Palaemonidae
Product: tyrosine-protein kinase SRK2-like
Exons: 11
Coding region: 835-2538 (567 amino acids)
Biological process (GO): protein phosphorylation; cell differentiation; cell surface receptor protein tyrosine kinase signaling pathway
Cellular component (GO): extrinsic component of cytoplasmic side of plasma membrane
Molecular function (GO): ATP binding; signaling receptor binding; non-membrane spanning protein tyrosine kinase activity
Source: RefSeq, a predicted model, not a curated record
UAGUUGCACUUCGCGUGUUCAGUGGCCCAACUUGACACUUUACUAGACGUGGUGAAAACGGCUGUGCAUCUUUAAAUCGAUAUCUGUAUAGUUCUGUCUCUUAGUUCUGGAAUUCAAAACGAAAUAUAAGAAGAGGCAAAUGUAGGACACUGUGCUUCACAACCAGCUAUCAAGUUAGGGAAAUGUGUACAUUCGUUUUCUAUCUAAAAUGGAAGAAGACGAAUGAUGUUUAAGGUCUCGUUUGAUUGUUCCAGCAUUUCCGACACUGCCUCCACGAAAUUUGAAGAGAAGUAUUGUUUAACGUUUGAAAUAUCGACCCGUUCCAUAUUUAUAUUGCAAUUGUCUCGAAUAAGUUCCAAAACUAUGGCUGAUUGGAAAUCUCUAAAACUUCGCCUGACUGUCAAUCCCUAGAGACUGGCUGAUUGGAAAUCCCGAGAACUGUGGCUAAUCGUGAAUUCCUAGAAACCGUGGCUCACUGUGAAUCCCCAAAACUGAAGCUGAUUCCGAAUCCCUAGAAAUGUAGCAUACUGGAAAUUCGAAGGACUUUGGAUGAAAGUAAAUAUGAAAUCAAAGAGAAAUAGCGCCAGUAAUUGUAACAACGCUACGUCCCUUACUGAUACCGAAGUGACUGAAAAACGCCAGUCUCUGGUCGUUGGCUUCACCUGGGCGUUGUUUUCUUGAGCACUUCUGAUUCUGAACAGAGGCUGACUCUACCUUCGUGUAACAGCGUCUGACUGUAAAUCCCAGGUGCUGUGGCUGACUUUAGAUGCCCGACAACAAAGAAGUCGCAGCCCUUGAACUUUUACAAAAAGAGAAAGAGCAGGACUCCCAACCAUGUCUCUUUCUUGGUUAAUGCACAAACUGAGAGGAGAGGAAAGAAGUCAUCCGAACAGGCCAAUGGGUGUUGAACAUGAGCACCAGAGGAAAAGGACUUCUUCUCACAGUAACGUUGUCGACGAGUACCCGGCGACACUGCGCUUAGACGCCAGAAAGAAAUCGGUGGAUAUCGCGAAAGUUCAUGACGUCAGGACAUUGAGACCCCAGAGCCAUUCGCAGGCCAUCGAUGUCAGGAAUACUAACGCGGCAGUGAAUACGAACACAAUGCAUUCCAGAGGCGCUUCUAGAUCGAAGAGUUUCAUAUCCGGGUCACCUGGCUGCUCCAGCGUAUCCGGCCUGGCCACUGGACGGAUGUACGUUGCCCUGUACGACUACGACGCGAGAACGGAUCAGGAUCUCAGCUUCAGGAGAUGCGAGCACCUGGAGGUCCUGGAACCGUCAUCGAACGACUGGUGGCUGGCAAAGAGUCACGUGACUGGACUUCAAGGCUUCAUCCCGGCUAAUUACGUCGCUCAGCUGAAGAGCAUCGAGGCAGAGGAGUGGUACUUCGGCAACAUCAGGAGAGCAGAGGCUGAAAGACGUUUGAUGUUCCACGAAAAUGACCACGGAAGUUUCCUCAUUCGAGACUCUGAGAGUAGGAAGAAUGAAUUCUCCCUCUCAGUGAGAGAUGGCGACAAAGUGCGGCACUACAGAGUCCGACCCAGAGACCACGGUGGAUUCUUCAUCACGAGGAGGGAUCCCUUUUCUUCCCUUCACGAUCUCGUGGACUUCUACAGCAAUGACGCUGCAGGAUUAUGCACCAGGCUCAACAGGCCUUGCGCUAGGGUGGACAAACCCGACACGGUCGGGUUGUCUUAUAAUACGUGGGACACCUGGGAGAUUCCGAGGGACCAGAUCAUAAUGAAAAGAUUUCUGGGGUCAGGACAUUUCGGUGAAGUUUAUGAGGGACGUUGGAACAAGACUGUGCCAGUAGCCGUCAAGACUCUGAGAGCUGGAAAAAUGCACGCGGACGAAUUCCUCGCUGAGGCUCAGUUCUUGAAGAAAUUACGUCAUCAAAAACUGUUACAGCUCUAUGGCGUGUGUACAAGAGAUGAGCCCGUGUUCAUUAUAACAGAACUAAUGCAGAAUGGGGCGUUGCUUGAUUAUUUACGGGGUUUUGGAAGAGGGAUGGCACUAGCAGACCAGGUCUACAUAGGAGCUCAAGUAGCAGCUGGGAUGGAAUACUUGGAAGCAGAGAACUACAUCCACAGAGAUUUGGCAGCUAGGAAUGUCUUGGUCGGCAAAAAUCAUAUCGUCAAAGUGGCAGAUUUCGGUUUGUCGAGACUCGUCAAGGCAAAAGAAUACCAGGCACAGGAAGGGGCGAAGUUCCCCAUCAAGUGGACGGCUCCUGAAGCUCUGAACUACAACAAAUUCACCACCAAAUCCGACGUUUGGUCCUUCGGCGUCCUCAUGAUGGAGAUCAUGACUUAUGGCGCAGUUCCUUAUCCCGGAAUGACGAACGCCGAAGUUGCCGACCAGAUAGAGAAGGGAUACCGGAUGCCACAGCCUCCAACUUGCCCGAAUAACAUGUACAACAUCAUGCUGGAGACUUGGGCCAAGGACCCAAACAAGAGGCCGACGUUCUCCACUCUGAGGUGGAAGCUGGACGAUUACUUCACCCUCGAUGACUCCGACUACAGGGAUGCUGACCAAGUUCCUUGAGAUGCAUGAAAGGCUGUGUCUUGGGAAAAAAAAGACGUGAUUAUGUCAAUGUUAAUUAUUUGAUUUGGUCGAAAUAUGUAUAUUCUUGUUUCGUAAAUAUUGAUCAUUCGGUUACAGUAUGUCAACCGAGUUGCUUCUGGUUUAUGAAAGAUUUUGUGUUACCGAAAGAGAAAUGUUUGUUCUAACGUUUAUUAAAAGCAUCACGUCGCUCUGAGAGCUGUUUGGGUGCAGGCAGCGAAUGUUCAUUAUACGGUUUUUGUAAACAGUGACCCUUAGUCGCGUCGUCACUUCACUUGCUUUUAUCGUAAGAGUUCUUUACAUUUCGACAGUGAAAACUUACAAACAGUACAUAUACUUUUUGUAAAUAUUGGUCGGCUGGUUAAAACAGUUUCUACUUGCUUUGCAGCGCUCCUUGAAUUCGAAAUAAAAUUUCUCUGUCUCAUGCACAAUCACUCGUAGAAAUGUGCGGUUCAUGAAGAUCUUAAUCAGGUAAUUUAACUGGCAUUUUAAAUCCUGUUGUAUGUGGCUACUGAUUUUCUUACAUUCAAAGGAUAGCUUGUUAUUAAUACAAUGCACUUCAUCCCCAAAUAACUGACAGAUAUCCACCAAUUCUUCAGAGAAUGUUUCAGUUAACCCGGAAUUUCCAGCAUGCAAAGGAAUUGUUUAAUACUUCAUGAGUAAGUCCUGGUGUUGGAGAGUUGCAGAAAUCUCUCAAACAAUUCCAUAAAUUCCAACAGAAAUCAAUUAACGAUUAUCUUUGCUUUUGGUGAAAUUAUCAGAUAAGGAAAAGUCGUAACAAAUAACAUUUGGUCCAUAAAUCAUAGAGAAGUCGGUUUUAUGAAAACUUGAUGCUGAGACGAAUGAUGCCAAUUUUGUCUUAUGCUAAGUAAUAACUAAAACUGCAUCGUUCCUGGGAGCUUGUUAAUCACACCGAGUUUAUGAUAUACCUGACGCCUUUUUUUCUGUAUGUAAUGUGCUUGUAUACAAUAUAUAUAUAUAUAUAUAUUAUAUAUAUAUAUAUAUAUAUAUAUAUAUAUAUAUAUAUAUAUAUAUAUGGUGUAACACGAGUUUAUGCAAAUAUUUAGGGAAAGGAAAGAAGUCAUUCUGAGCAGAAAAUGUUUCAUAAACAUGUACAUUUUAGUGUGUCGAUUGUUGGCGGGGUGAAUUUUUAAAAUAACAAUUAUCAUUAUAUGGCCAAGUAAGAUGGCUCACGUAGGAUGCUGGAAUAGUUACGGAUAGAGGGCUGGGGAUGAAGCUGAUCAGUUCUACUCUAAACAGCGUCCCUUUUUCGCCAAGACACUGUCCGGGUUACGAGUGCCAGAUUCCUUACUCAUUUUGUGAGCAAGAAACUUGAGAUAAUGCCUUACCGUUUCGGUAAUGUGGAGUAUGCAGAUAAGAGGUUUAUUUAUGGGUUUUGCAACAGUGAACUCCACUGUUAUAAAAAAGGAAAUAGGUGAUUAGGUCGAUGUGAAUAAAAUACUUCCGAAUUAAAUGCAUUUUUUAGAUGCUGAACAAAGGGGAAAUAUGCGUACAUCAUUGAAUCCUUCUCCCUCUCCGUCAAUGGUAUUCACUGGACUCCGAUAAAGAAAAGAAAAGCAUGCCGAAUGGAAUCUCUCCUCCAUCAAAGUAGGCCUAUUCAUUACACACCGAUCAAAGAUUUAAAACAUCAAAAACCUCUCCUCCAUCCAAAGUAUUCAUCACACACCAGUCGAAGGAAACAUCACACUUAAGAAAAUGCUCGUCUCUGUCAGAUGAAAAAGACUUUCUUGAGACGUAAUUAGCUAACCAUUAAAAUAAGAUUACGGUGAAGUCUUUUUCACGGGUGAUUUACUAAUUGUAGGGACUGUAAUAUUUGUUACAUUUUUCAAAAACCUGCCAGAAAAAAACCAUAAUUAAAAGACUAUCAAUCUACUUGACUAAUGCACUUCAUCAACCCUUCCCACUCAUAUCCUCAGACAUUGUAUACGCCAUCUUGGCCGAGAGCCGCACUAAGGAAAAAAUGUUAUGUUAUCUUAAAAAUUCACUUCACCAAGAAACGAAGCUUUAAUAUGUGUAUAUUUAUAUAACAUUUUCUGCUUAGAACAACUUUUUUUCAUUUCCAGAAAUAUCUAUCUAUCUAUCUAUCUAUCUAUCUAUCUAUCUAUCUAUCUAUCUAUCUAUAUAUAUAU